Molecule: messenger RNA, 570 nt
Organism: Guillardia theta CCMP2712
Lineage: Eukaryota; Cryptophyceae; Pyrenomonadales; Geminigeraceae
Exons: 4
Coding region: 1-570 (189 amino acids)
Source: RefSeq, a predicted model, not a curated record
AUGUCGGUCGAAGGCAAGCUUUCAUCGGCCGGUCUCGAGGGCUUUGGGCUGUGCUUUGCCUGUUGCUCAUGCAUCUUCUUCUGCAUGAUGCUGAGCUGGAUCAUCUUUGUCAUCGUGACCAUGACCAGCUCGCCGAUCCCGGCGCCAUGCAAGGCAUUCGACUAUGAGUACUUCCCGCAAGGAGGGAUUUAUGACUUCAUCUUGUACUACCUUGUCUUGAUCUUCUUGCUUCCCUGCGUUUUUGGCUGCUUGUACUCGAUCUCUGGCCGAUCCAGUGCCCUUGGCAUCGGAUUUCGAAUGCUUUACCUCAUGCUCACGAUCUACGUCAUGGCAUGGGGAGUGAUGAUGUGGAGGUCGAUAGAUCCGCAAUGCAGCGCCGAGUACGAGAAGCCUGAGUUUCAGAACCUCUUCUUUGUCUUCCAGGUGCAGGUAGUCCUGUCCGUCCUGAACGGCUUCGGCUCCUUCUUGGAGCUCCUGGGCCUCCCCUUCCGCUCUGCGGGGUUUUCGGACAGUUACACUCAGAUCGAUGAGAAGGCUCCUCAGAACCCAGAGACAGAAGGGUUUGUGUGA